ACUCCCACUUUGCUGGAGGAGUUUUUUUUUCCUGCGGUCCCCUUUUCUUCGAGCCCGGGUGGGGGCCAAAGACCCGGCGAUCCAGGGGAGGCUGGGGUCGACCCGCCAUGCGUUGGGGGCUGAGCCCUCGCGGCCCCGGCCCAGCGGCCCUGGCCGCCGCCCGGAGUCUCUGGGGACCGCCCUGCCUUCCCUGUCGCCCCGGGUGGCGGGGGACAGCAAGGCGGCUUUUGGUGCGAUCAGUCACCGGGGCCAGUAAUGAGCUGCAGAACUCGAGUAAUGGCAGGUAUCGGGAGACGGUGCUACUGCCCCAGACCAACUUCCCCAUGAAACUGCUGGGCCGCCAGCAACCCGACUUGGAGCUGGAGAUCCAGCAGAAAUGUGGAUUUUCAGAACUGUAUUCAUGGCAAAGAGAAAGGAAAGUAAAGACAGAAUUUUGUCUUCAUGAUGGACCUCCUUAUGCAAAUGGUGACCCUCACAUGGGACAUGCUUUAAAUAAGAUCUUGAAAGAUAUAGCCAAUCGAUACCAUAUGAUGAGAGGUUCCAAAAUACACUUUGUGCCGGGUUGGGACUGUCAUGGGUUACCCAUCGAAAUUAAAGUACUGUCAGAACUUGGUGGAAAAGCUCAGAAUCUUUCGGCGGUGGAAAUUAGAGAGAAAGCUAGAUCAUUUGCUCAAGCAGCGAUUGAAAAACAGAGAUCGGCGUUUAUUCGUUGGGGAGUAAUGGCUGAUUGGAACAACUGCUACUAUACGUUCGAUGGAAAAUACGAGGCCAAGCAGUUGAGAAUUUUCUACCAAAUGUAUGACAAGGGCCUGAUUUAUCGAUCUUACAAACCUGUGUUUUGGUCUCCCUCAUCAAGGACUGCGUUGGCUGAGGCGGAGCUGGAAUACAAUCCCGAACAUGUCAGUCGCUCGAUCUAUGUCAAAUUCCCACUCGUGAAACCUGCUCCCAAGUUGGCAUCUCUUAUAGAUGGCUCAGCUCCUGUUAGUUGUCUAGUCUGGACCACGCAGCCUUGGACAAUUCCGGCCAAUCAGGCCAUUUGUUAUAUGCCAGAUGAAAAGUACGCCAUUGUGAAAUGUUCCACAUCUGGAGAGCUGUACGUACUGGCAGCAGAAAAAGUAGCACCUGUGGCUUCUGCUUUGAAAACAACGUUUGAGGUUAUUGCAACAUUUUCAGGUGUUGAUUUGGAAAACGGUGCUUGUGCUCACCCCUUAAUUCCUGACAAGGUCUCUCCUCUCUUACCUGCAAACCACGUGACCAUGGCCAAAGGCACGGGGCUGGUACACACAGCCCCUGCUCACGGUAUGGAAGACUACGGUGUGGCUUCCCAGCACAACCUGUCCAUGGAUUGUUUAGUGGAUGAAGAUGGGGUUUUCACAGACGCCGCAGGCCCUGAACUUCAGAGGAAGGCUGUCCUUGAAGAGGGGACAGACGCAGUUAUAAAGAUGCUUCAGGCUUCAAAGAAUUUGUUGAAAGAGGAAAAACUAGUACACAGUUACCCCUACGACUGGAGGACUAAGAAGCCAGUGGUUAUUCGUGCCAGCAAGCAGUGGUUUGUCGAUAUCACGGACCUUAAGACCACAGCCAAGGAACUGCUGAAAAAGGUGAAAUUUAUUCCCGGAUCAGCACUGAGCGCCAUGGUGGCCACGAUGGACAGACGGCCGUACUGGUGUAUAUCCAGGCAGAGAGCGUGGGGGGUCCCGAUCCCUGUCUUCCACCACAAGACGAAAGACGAAUUCUUGAUCAACAGCCAAACCAUUGAGCACAUCACUCAGCUCGUGGAGCAGCAUGGCAGUGACGUCUGGUGGACUCUGCCCCCGGAGCAGCUUCUCCCUAAGGAAGUCCUAGCUCAGGCUGGUGGCGCCGACGCCUUGGAGUUUGUGCCAGGCCAGGAUAUUUUGGACAUCUGGUUCGACAGUGGAACUUCAUGGUCUUAUGUCCUCCCAGGUACGGACCAGACAGCAGAUUUGUACUUGGAAGGAAAAGACCAGCUGGGUGGUUGGUUUCAGUCCUCCUUGUUAACGAGCGUGGCAGCGAGGAAAAAGGCCCCUUUUAAGACAGUGGUCGUUCACGGAUUCACCCUUGGAGAGAAGGGAGAAAAGAUGUCCAAGUCCCUUGGGAAUGUUGUCGACCCCGACACUAUUGUCAACGGAGGUCAAGAUCCCAGCAAAGAGCCUCCUUACGGUGCGGACGUCCUUCGCUGGUGGGUGGCCGAGUCCAACGUCUUCACUGAAGUGACCGUCAGUUCAUCCGCACUCAGCGCGGCCAGAGAUGAUGUUAGCAAGCUUAGGAAUACACUCCGCUUUCUUUUGGGAAAUGUGGCUGAUUUUAACCCAGAGACAGAUUCCAUCCCCAUUAACAAAAUGUACGUCAUAGACCAGUACCUGCUGCACUUACUGCAGGACUUAGCAGGCAAGGUAACCGACUCAUACAAGCAGUACGAUUUUGGAAAAGUUGUCCGUCUGUUGCGAGCCUUUUACACCAGAGAACUUUCUCACUUUUACUUCAGCGUAAUCAAAGAUAGGCUUUACUGCGAAAACGCAAGUGACCCCAAACGACGCUCCUGUCAGACCGCGCUGGCUGAAAUUUUGGAUGUCAUGGUUCGUUCUGUUGCACCCAUUCUUCCACACUUGGCUGAAGAGGUAUUUCAGCACAUACCUUAUGCUAAAGAACCCAGGAGUGUUUUUCGUACCGGGUGGAUCACCACAAGUUCCAUCUGGAAGAAGCCUGGGCUGGAGGAGGCCAUAGAGAGUGCGUGCGCCAUGAGAGACGCGUUCCUAGGGAGCAUCCCCGGCAGAAACGCCGCGGAGUACGAGGUCACCGUCGUCAUCGAGCCCGGGCUGCUCUUCGAGAUAAUAGAGAUGCUGCAAGCUGAGGAGACGUCCAGCACCUCCCAGCUGAGUGAGCUCAUGAUGGCUUCGCAGACCACUCUCCUCCCCCAGGAGCCACAGGUGAUGCCCGCAGAUGCCACCGAGCACACAGGGACCUUCCUCAUCAACCUGGAAGGUGGUGAUAUUCGUGAAGAGUCUUCAUAUAAAGUAAUUGUUGCGCCAACCACCAAAGAAAAAUGCCCUCGUUGUUGGAAGUACACGGCCAAGUCUUCAGAUACUCUCUGUCCCCGGUGUGCAGAAGUUGUGGGUGGGACGUAGCGCCACUCUCUGGCGCCGACCGCGGCUCCAAGCAGACCCCGGCGGUGCUGACUCAGUUUGGGUGGACCGUGUAUCACGCUGGGAGGAAACCCAGACUCGGGUCCGGAGUGGGCGAGUGAGUGGUGGGGCAUGAGAGUCAGGAGGAAUGCUAAGGGUUUUCUGUAACUAGGUGAACGUGAUGUCCACAUACAUGUGCAGAAACAUACAUGCAGAAACACAUAUAUACAGACGGACGCUGCUCCGUCCACGAUGGGCCCAUCAGCUGUGGCUGAGCAGAAAGUGUUUUAUAUUUCAUAAGCCCUUCUGACACACUAUUUAAGUUCUGUAAUAUCUAAGAAUAAAGGCAUUUUGGAAACUCA
Messenger RNA from Artibeus jamaicensis (Jamaican fruit-eating bat), 3505 nucleotides. RefSeq names its product isoleucyl-tRNA synthetase 2, mitochondrial (gene IARS2). Gene Ontology annotation, biological process: isoleucyl-tRNA aminoacylation. The transcript is spliced from 23 exons. The record is from RefSeq and is a predicted model, not a curated record. Gene Ontology annotation, cellular component: cytosol. Bases 108 to 3146 code for a protein of 1012 amino acids. Lineage: Eukaryota; Metazoa; Chordata; Mammalia; Chiroptera; Phyllostomidae. Gene Ontology annotation, molecular function: aminoacyl-tRNA deacylase activity; ATP binding; tRNA binding.